Erinaceus europaeus (western European hedgehog) is the source of this 3336-nucleotide messenger RNA. It is a transcript of the gene CAPN5, whose product is annotated as calpain 5. Gene Ontology annotation, biological process: proteolysis. The coding region runs from base 130 to 1986 and encodes 618 amino acids. The record is from RefSeq and is a predicted model, not a curated record. Lineage: Eukaryota; Metazoa; Chordata; Mammalia; Eulipotyphla; Erinaceidae. The transcript has 13 exons. Gene Ontology annotation, cellular component: cytoplasm. Gene Ontology annotation, molecular function: calcium-dependent cysteine-type endopeptidase activity.
CCUCUGUGGGGGCAGCAGCUGCCAUGUUCUCAUGUGUGAAGCCAUAUGAGGGCCAGGACUACUCGGCCCUGAAGCGGGCUUGUCUGCGCAAGAAGGUACUCUUUGAGGAUCCCACUUUCCCAGCCAGUGAUGACUCACUCUAUUACAAGAGCACUCCAGGACCCAUGGUCAGGUGGAAGCGACCCAAGGUGGAGGUCCUGCUCUCUUUCUGAGUCUCUGUUUCCCCAGGACAUCUGUGAGGACCCUCGGCUCUUCGUGGAUGGCAUUAGUUCCCAUGACCUGCACCAGGGCCAGGUGGGCAACUGCUGGUUUGUGGCAGCCUGCUCCUCCCUCGCCUCCCGGGAGUCGCUGUGGCAGAAGGUCAUCCCCGACUGGAAGGAGCAGGAGUGGGAUCCCGAGAAGCCCCACGCCUACGCUGGCAUCUUCCACUUCCACUUCUGGCGCUUCGGGGAGUGGGUGGAUGUGGUCAUCGAUGACCGGCUGCCCACGGUCAACAGCCAGCUCAUCUACUGCCACUCCAACUCCUGUAAUGAGUUCUGGUGUGCCCUGGUAGAGAAGGCCUACGCCAAACUGGCAGGCUGCUACCAGGCCCUGGAUGGUGGCAACACGGCAGAUGCACUGGUGGACUUCACAGGUGGUGUGUCUGAGCCCAUUGACCUGACAGAGGGUAACUUCGCCAGUGAUGAGGCCAAGCGGAACCAGUUGUUUGAGCGCGUACUGAAGGUGCACAGCCGUGGGGGCCUCAUCAGUGCCUCCAUCAAGGUGGUGACAGCAGCUGACAUGGAGGUGCGCCUGGCCUGCGGGCUGGUCAAAGGCCACGCCUACGCCAUCACAGACGUGCGCAAGGUGCGCCUGGGCCAUGGCUUGCUGGCCUUCUUCAAGUCAGAGAAAUUGGACAUGAUUCGCCUGCGCAACCCCUGGGGCGAGCGGGAGUGGAACGGGCCUUGGAGUGACACCUCAGAGGAGUGGCAGAAAGUGAGCAAGGGCGAGAGGGAGAAAAUGGGUGUGACCGUGCAGGAUGAUGGCGAGUUCUGGAUGACCUUCGAGGAUGUGUGCCGGUACUUCACCGACAUCAUCAAGUGCCGCCUAAUGAACACAUCCUACCUGAGCAUCCACAAGACCUGGGAGGAGGCCCGGCUGCAUGGUGCCUGGACCCGGCAUGAGGACCCACAGCACAACCGCAGCGGCGGCUGUAUCAACCACAAGGACACAUUCUUCCAGAACCCACAGUACAUCUUUGACGUGAAAAAGCCAGAGGAUGAAGUGCUCAUCUGUAUCCAGCAGCGGCCCCAGCAGUCUACUCGCCAGCAGGGCAAAGGCGAAAACCUGGCCAUUGGUUUUGACAUCUACAAGGUGGAGGAGAACCGGCAGUACCGCAUGCACCGCCUGCAGCCCCGUGCUGCCAGCUCCAUCUACAUCAACUCCCGCAGUGUCUUCCUGCGCACUGACCAGCCUCAGGGCCGCUAUGUCAUCAUUCCCACCACCUUUGAGCCCGGCUGCACAGGCGAAUUCCUGCUCCGAGUUUUCACGGAUGUGCCCUCCAGCUGCCGGGAGCUGCGCUUGGACGAACCCCCCCGAACUUGCUGGAGCUCGCUGUGUGGCUACCCCCAACUGGUGACCCAGGUGCAGGUCCUGGGGGCAGCUGGUCUCAAGGACUCCCCAACAGGGGCUAACUCCUAUGUAAUCAUCAAGUGUGAGGGAGACAGUGUCCGCUCGACUGUGCAGAAAGGCACCUCCGCGCCCGAGUAUGACCUGAAAGGCAUCUUCUACCGCAAGAAGCUGGGACAGCCCAUCACGGUCCAGAUCUGGAACUACCGGGUCCUAAAGGAUGAGUUCCUGGGCCAGGUGCACCUGCAGGCCAACCCCGACGACCUCCAGGCCCUGCACACCCUUCAUCUGCAGGCCAGAGGCCGCAGGCAGCUCAGCGACCUGCCGGGCACUGUGGCAGUGCAUGUUCUCAGCAGCUCCACCCUUACAGCUGUCUGAGGCCUCUUGCACAUCCCCACUGGCCAGGGGCAGCCUGUGGCCAGGCUGACGAAUCCUAUUCCCAACUCCUGCUGACUUGCUAUGUGACCUCGGUGGGCCUCUGCCCUUCUUGGGGCCCCAAGCAUUCCCUGCUGGAGGAGAAGCCUCCAUGCCUGAAGUUUAAUAGAGCUCUCCCCACCUGCCACCACCAUUGACAGAUACCUUCCCAAGGCCCUGCUAUCUGUUGGUGGCCUGCCAAGAAAAUGUCAUUUGUUUACAUAGGCCACUUGUCCCCCCAGCCCCCCCUCUACUGCACAACCUGGACUUUUCCUGGUAUUAUGCUACCUUAGGGGGCUGGUUUGAGGCCCAGGGCACCAAGUUCCCCAUCAGGCUUGCUAAGAGCUAGGGAAGGUCAUCACACACAUACACACAUACCCUUGCCCCCCCCCCCCCAAGUGCAGUUAAGGAGGCUCUGGCCCUUUCUUGCUGCCUGGACCAAAUGUCCUACCCAGUCCUCAGCAUUUCCUGGCCUUUCUGUUUUAAAAUGCACUUUGCAGCCAGGGCUUUGGAAAGGAAAGCUAAAAGCCUGAACCCCGUUUGCUUGCGAAGCACCUGCACUGUAGGCCUCUGGCUUGGUUCUGAUCUGUCUACAGAGGGGCCAAGGGAGCAAGCACUGUUGGGGAGCAGUCAGGCCUCUCUGAGGAGGUUUGGAAGUAGGCACCAAGGCUUCUUGGGGCCCUUCCCUGUCCAUCUCAAGCAGGUGACCCCAAGAAAACAGUUGGCUCAAGACUGGGAAUUCUGUUGAGAAACAUGGACUUGGACCCAUGUCCUGGCCAGAUCUGCUGGAUCAGGACCAUUGCUCACAGUUUCUGGGGCUGGACAGGCGCUGAAUGGCAGUGGGACUUGUGGAAAACUAACACCUGGGGGCAGCCUUCUGCAUGUGACCAAGAGUGAAGUCCCUUAAACCUCCUGUGCCUCUAUUUCUCCCUUCUGCAAAGAGGGGCAAAUGACUCCCCCUGUGCCCACCAGCUCACUCAUGCAAGUGCAGGGUAAGGGCAGACCUUGUGAUUACCUAGGUCUCCUACUGCAUGGUGCCCAAUCCCACCCCCUGCCCUUUGUCUGGGCCAGGCUGGCUCCUGGCUGUGUGGACAGCACUGCUGCCCUGGGAACUGGCAAGGUGAGGAUGGAGUCUUCAGGCUGGGGAUGGGGGACAGGUUGUGGAGAGGUGGUUGCAUUUGCUGGGUUUAUCCUUCAGCACAUGAGGACCUCACAGUCCCCAUCUGCAGAGGGGGGGUCUCCUGCCCCCCUCCCAAGGGGACUCACCACAGGGCUGUCUCAAUCUCAGAAUAAAUGUUGCUACAAUUCCUGAAA